AGCAAAGUUACACUUCCUGGAAAUCGUUGCUAUGACAAACAUCAACAACUGGACAUUCUUCUUCACUUUCAUUUAGCUACCAGUUUUAAUGUUUUUAUCAAAUAAUACGGUUUGUUUUUAUUAGAAUAAUUUUGCUAGUUAGAGAUUAGUUAAUUGCUAACAGUAAGUCAAAGAAUGACAUCCGUUUUACAGCCUCAAAAGGAGGCUCCAAACGGGACUUACACAUUCGCCAGUCGCCCAAGACCUGUUCAAAACCGCACAAAAUACAGAGAGCCCGUCGCGGAGCAAAGUGAUGGACAAAGCAAUUAUGGAAACAUCAUGUAUGACCGACGUGUUGUCAGGGGAAACACAUAUGCCCAGCACAUCCUACCAGUGGCAGCUCAGCCUGACCCUAUUGAGGUCCAGAGACAGCAGGAUUCCAGAAGGAGAUCGGUCGCUCGGAAGCGUGCCAUGGAGCAGUUCAGGCCCAGGACUCCAGAGGCUCUGGAGGGAAGGAAGCACAUAGAUGUACAGACAGAGCUUUAUCUUGAGGAGCUGAAUGAUCGCAGAGAGGACACCAGCGUCGAGUGCCAGACCGAUGCCUUCCUGGACAAACCGGCCACCCCCCUCUUCAUUCCUGCCAAGUCCGGUAAAGAUGUGGCCACACAGAUAGAGGAGGGAGAGCUGUUUGACUUUGACAUGGAGGUGUGCCCGGUGUUGGAGGUGCUGGUGGGGAAGACUGUGGAGCAGGCCCUGCUGGAGGUCAUGGAGGAGGAGGAGUUGGCCAGUCUGCGGGCACAGCAGCGUGCCUUCGAGGAGCUCCGCAACGCCGAGCUGGUGGAGGUGCAGCGGCUGGAGGAGCAAGAGAGACGCCACCGUGAGGAGAAGGAGCGUCGGAUCACCCAGCAGCGAGAGGUGCUGAAGAAGGAGAUGGAGACUGCGGACAAGAUUGCGGCGAGAGCGUUUGCCCAGCACUACCUGGCCGACCUGCUCCCCUCGGUCUACACCACGCUGAGGGAACACGGCUACUUCUACGACCCUGUGGAGAGAGAUAUUGAGACUGGCUUCCUCCCGUGGCUGAUGGCUCAUGUCAGUAACACUUUGGAGAAGAGAUAUGUGGCAAGAGCAGUGCUGGACAUGCUUAUCCAUGAUGUCACCCAGAAGAGGCUGGAGCUGUUCCAGCAGAUGCAGCCCCACGACCACUCCACCCAAUGAGGGCCUGUACCACUAUGGGGGGACAUACAGGGAAUGCAUUUCAAAUGAAAAGUUGAGGAGCUGAAUGGCGAAAGGAAAAUCUCUACAUAUCUGUGCAACACAGUACAUUAAAUGGUUAUUGAAAAAAUGAUUUACUCUACUUAUAUUCAUGAUUUGAAAAUAUCAAACAACUGUCUACAAUAAAGACUAUAGAUUUAACUCUUA
Messenger RNA from Salvelinus fontinalis (brook trout), 1398 nucleotides. It is a transcript of the gene rsph3, whose product is annotated as radial spoke head 3. The record is from RefSeq and is a predicted model, not a curated record. The transcript is spliced from 9 exons. Gene Ontology annotation, cellular component: cilium. The coding region runs from base 175 to 1194 and encodes 339 amino acids. Lineage: Eukaryota; Metazoa; Chordata; Actinopteri; Salmoniformes; Salmonidae.